Molecule: messenger RNA, 649 nt
Organism: Ceratosolen solmsi marchali
Lineage: Eukaryota; Metazoa; Arthropoda; Insecta; Hymenoptera; Agaonidae
Gene: APC10
Product: anaphase-promoting complex subunit 10
Exons: 3
Coding region: 62-631 (189 amino acids)
Biological process (GO): anaphase-promoting complex-dependent catabolic process; protein K11-linked ubiquitination
Cellular component (GO): anaphase-promoting complex
Source: RefSeq, a predicted model, not a curated record
UCAAUAAAAGAAAAAAUUCAAUAUUUUGUACACAUUACAAAACUGAAAAUAUAAAUAGAAAAUGAGUGGAAAAACACAUACAUCAGGUGUUGUUGAUCCAGUACAGGAAGAAUUAGCAGGUAGAGUACGGGAAGUAGGAAAUCAUGCAAUUUGGAGUUUAUCAAGUUGUAAACCAGGUUUUGGUGUUGACCAACUUAGAGAUGAUAUUACAGAAACAUAUUGGCAAUCUGAUGGACAAUUACCUCAUCUUGUAAAUAUUCAAUUUCGUAGAAAAACAACAAUUCGUGAUAUUUGCAUUUAUACAGAUUAUAAGCUUGAUGAAAGUUAUACCCCAAGUAGAAUUAGCGUUAGAGCUGGAACAAAUUUUAAUGAUUUACAGGAGGUUGAAGUCAUGGAUCUAAGUGAACCGAGUGGUUGGGUAGUAAUACCAAUAAGAGAUGAUAGUGAAAGACCAAUUAGAACAUUUAUGAUUCAAGUUGCAGUCAUUAGUAAUCAUCAAAAUGGACGAGAUACUCAUAUGAGACAAAUAAAAGUACAUAGUCCAGCUGAAGAUAUUCUUGGACCACACUCCCAGUUAAUUCCUGGACAUUUUCUUACAAAUGAAUUUCAAAGAUAUGCUAUAAUAAGAUAGAAUUUAUAAUAAAAUAUA